Salmo salar (Atlantic salmon) is the source of this 2704-nucleotide messenger RNA. RefSeq names its product olfactory receptor C family, j1 (gene olfcj1). The record is from RefSeq and is a predicted model, not a curated record. Lineage: Eukaryota; Metazoa; Chordata; Actinopteri; Salmoniformes; Salmonidae. Gene Ontology annotation, molecular function: G protein-coupled receptor activity. Gene Ontology annotation, cellular component: plasma membrane. Gene Ontology annotation, biological process: G protein-coupled receptor signaling pathway.
CACUCGGUGAAAAGCUAUGCUGAAGCUAGCCUACCUCCUGGUGAUCACUCUGCUGAUAGUGAGAGCUAAGGCUGGGCAGCCUGUGUGCAGACCUUAUGGAACAAAAGAACUGUCACAGUUCUCAAAGGAGGGAGACAUCAACUUAGGAGGUAUUUUCUCCUUUCACCAAAACCCAGUCAGUUUGCAUCCAACUCUGCAUGUCAACCCAGGAAGCAUCCAGUGUGAAGGGCUGGACCCAGGUGAGCUCCAGUAUGCCCAAACUAUGAUCUUUGCCAUAGAAGAGAUCAAUAACAGUUCUGAGCUGCUGCCAGGGCUGUCUCUGGGCUAUAGGAUCUUUGACUCGUGCCCCAGCAUCCCCCUUUCUGUGCGGGCGUCCCUUUCUCUGAUGAAUGGAUAUGAGGAGGAGCCACAGAGCUGCACCAAGCCCUCCACUGUGUAUGCUGUCAUAGGGGAGACCACCUCCACCUCCACUAUAGCCAUGGCACGCACCAUGGGGCCCUUCCACAUACCAGUGCUCAGUCAUUCAGCCACCUGUGCUUGUCUGAGUAACAGAAGGCAAUACCCUUCCUUCUUCAGAACCAUCCCCAGUGACCACUACCAGAGCAGAGCCCUGGCCCAGCUGGUCAAACACUUUGGCUGGAGCUGGGUGGGGGCCAUCAGAACCAACAGUGACUAUGGUAACAAUGGCAUGGCCACCUUCCUGAAAGCAGCGUCUAGUGAAGGGGUGUGUGUAGACUACUCAGUGGCAAUCUACAGGACCGACCCCAGAGAGUGGUUCCUGAAGGUGGUGGACAUCAUUAAACAGUCCACCUCCAAGGUGAUCGUGGCGUUCGCAGACGGCACAGACCUGGAAAUCCUGAUAAAAGAGCUGUACCUGCAGAAUGUGACGGGGUUGCAGUGGGUGGGUAGCGAGGGAUGGAUCACUUACCGUUACAUCGCUUCCCACGUCAACUACGCCGUGGUCCAGGGGGCGGUGGGCUUCGCUGUACCCAACGCGGUCAUCCCCGGCCUGGGGGAGUUCUUGGCCAACAGGCGGCCCUCCACCCAGCUGGGGGACAGGGGUCUGGUGGAGUUGUGGGAGAGCGUGUUCAGCUGCAGCAUGACUCCUGGCUCACCGGUCAGAGCCUGCACAGGGAGGGAAUCGCUGAUAGACAUGGGCUCCCGCUACACAGAUGUGUCAGACGCUAGUCUGCUCAACAACAUCUACAAGGCUGUGUAUGCUGUGGCUCACGCUCUACACCUGCUCACUACCUGUCAGAGUGGACAGGGGCCUUUUCAAGAUAACACGUGUGCAGCCAGGGAUAAAAUAGAGCCGUGGCAGGUGUUACAUUACUUGACCCAGGUGAAUUUCACCACUAAGCAUGGUGAGAGGGUGUUCUUUGAUGAUCAGGGGGACCCAUCGGCGCGCUACGCCCUGGUCAACUGGCAGAUGGAUAACACAGGGAACAUCUUGUUUGAGACCAUCGGCUACUAUGACGCCUCACAACCAGAGGGCCAGAAGUUUGAGAUGAAGGAAGGUGUGAGUGCUGUCUGGGCAGACAAUCAGCCUGAGGUACCCAGGUCUAUCUGCAGUGAGAGCUGUCUGCCAGGGACACGCAGGGCCUUCGUUAAGGGGAAACCUUUCUGUUGCUUUGACUGCAUCGCCUGUGCAGACGGGGAAUUCAGCAACACCACAAAUGCAGUGACAUGUACAACAUGCCCCCCCGAGUACAAGUCAAAUGAAGAGAGGAAUAACUGUAAUUUGAAAGGCAUUGAAUACCUCACCUUCAAGGAACUCAUGGGUAUACUGUUGGUAGUAUUCUCUGUGUUUGGUGGGUUUCUGACAAUGACAAUAGCACUGAUAUUCUUCCACUACAGAAAGACUCCCAUCGUCAGGGCCAACAACUCUGAGCUGAGCUUCCUGCUGCUCUUCUCCUUGACUCUGUGUUUUCUGUGUUCUCUUACCUUCAUUGGCCGGCCCUCUGAAUGGUCCUGUAUGCUGCGCCACACAGCGUUUGGGAUCACCUUCGUUCUCUGCAUCUCUUGUGUUCUGGGGAAAACAAUAGUGGUGUUGAUGGCCUUCAGGGCUACACUUCCAGGCAGUAAUGUCAUGAAAUGGUUUGGGCUUCCACAGCAGAGACUCAGUGUUCUGGCUUUCACUCUCAUACAGGUCCUGAUCUGUGCUCUUUGGUUAACAGUCUCCCCUCCUUUCCCAUACAACAAUAUGAAGACAUAUAAGGACAAGAUCAUUCUAGAGUGUGAUGUGGGUUCAGCUAUUGGUUUCUGGGCUGUGUUGGGCUAUAUAGGACUCCUGUCUCUCUUGUGCUUUGUGCUGGCUUUUCUGGCUCGGAAGCUGCCUGAUAACUUCAAUGAGGCCAAAUUCAUCACCUUCAGCAUGCUCAUAUUCUGUGCAGUCUGGAUCACCUUUAUCCCAGCUUAUGUCAGCUCUCCUGGGAAGUUCACUGUAGCUGUGGAGAUCUUUGCUAUUCUGGCCUCUAGUUAUGGAAUGCUCUUUUGUAUAUUUCUCCCCAAAUGCUACAUAAUUUUAUGUAAACCAGAGAAAAACACCAAAAAACAUUUGAUGGGUAAAACGUCAUCAAAAGCACUUUGACUUUGUUACAACACCUUUUGAAUAUAUAUUUACAUUACUGACUUUAAAAUGUUUUGAUGUUAGAUGAUAUUGUUUAUAAAGUCUUUGUUUAUUGAAUGUUUUUAGAUAAUAUUA